AUGGGCCUGACUUCUUCGGAGCUCUCAGGAAAUGACGAAGAGGGCCCCCUGUGCUGCCCCCACCCUGGCUGCCGCCUCAGGGCCCACGUGAUCUGCCUUGCAGAGGAGUUCCUGGAGAAGGAGCCAGGGCAGCUUCUGCCCCUAGAGGGUCAAUGCCCUGGCUGUAAGAACUCACUGCUGUGGGGAGACCUGAUCUGGCUGUGCCAGAUGGGCACCGAGGAGGAAGAAGAGAACUUGGAAUUAGAAGAGGAACACUGGACAGACAUGCUGGAGACCUGAUCCUCCGCCCACUGCUUGUUUGUGCCACUCCUGUGGGUCUGGGCGGUUUUUACUGAGCACAAUAAAGAGUCUUGAGUUAA
Messenger RNA from Puma concolor (puma), 359 nucleotides. NCBI's taxonomy places the organism in Eukaryota, Metazoa, Chordata, Mammalia, Carnivora, Felidae. The record is from RefSeq and is a predicted model, not a curated record.